AUGAGUAAAAAAGAGAAAAAAAACAAGAAAAAUAACAAUAAUAUUAACAUCAAUAAUAGCUUAUUAAGCUCUUAGCAAAAUAUUUUAAGCCAAUCUCCAACAGAAUUUUAUUUUAUACAAUGCAGAUUUGUAGAUGAUUAUGGUGAACAUGGAGAGUUGAUUGAACUUGAUAUUUCUCAAUAUUUAAAAUAGGUUAAUUAUGGUUUAACAGCAGCCGUAUUGACUGAUUUUUUAUUUGCAAAUUUACAUAAUUUAGACGAAACUAAAAUAUAAAUAAGCUAUGAUGAAUUGAAUUAUGUUUAUCUCAAUCAGCUAGAUUAAAAAGUCAAAUUAAAUUUUAUAAACAACUGCAUAAAGUUAAGACUUAGAAGGGCUUAAUUCUCCAUUUUCUAGAGACUUCUAAGGCUGGAAGAGGAAAACAAAGAGCUUAAAAUUAAGAUAUAAUAAAUGCAAAUCGAUAAGUAGAAUGAUUUAAAAAUUAGCAUUAUGAAUAGUAAAAAUGACGAAGAAGAGGAAGAAAUCGAUGAUAAUUUAAUAGAUUUAGCGAUUUUAUAUAGCGAUCCUUUAGUAGAGAUGAAAAGAACAAUUUAACCAUAUUAGCAAUCUGUUUCUUAUCAAAAAGAAAUUAUUGAUUUAAAAUAAGAACUUCAAAGCACUUCUAAAUAAAUUAAAAUUAAGAUAGCUAAUUUAACUAUAGAUAAUCUUUAAAAAGUUUGCAUGCAUAAUAAGCCAACAAUACUGCAUAUUAUAUGUCAUGGAUAGGUAGAUAAUAAAGAUAAAUAUCUCCAUUUUGAAAAUUCUGAUUACUCAUUACAAAAAAUAAAUCCUGAUGAUUUGCGAAAAAUUCUUACUCACUUAGAAGAUAAAAAACCAAAAUUAGUUUUUGUUAAUGCAUGCAAUUCAGCAAUAGUCAGUGAUGUUUUUAGAGAAGCUGGGAUACCUUUUGUGGUCAGUGUAGAUUAGAAUCAUUCAAUUUUAGAUGAAGUUGCCUAGAAUUUCAGCAAAUAUUUUUAUAGAAACAUUAUUUAAUAUGGGAAAUCUAUUCAAGAUUUGUUUUUGAAUGCUUAGGAGAUUACUGACAAAGUAAUUUAAGGUACAAAAAAUUAUCCUUGUUGCUGCCUACAUGAACACAAGUCUGAUUGCAAAUGGUUUAACGGAGACGAUUAAAAUCCUAACCAUGAAGAUCACAUUUUAGAUUGCAACUGCUCAUAAAAACAAUAGUAAAAGCAUUAUAAUUCGUGCAAAGAGGCAAAAGAAUUCCUUUAAAAGUAUAAACCAUAAUCAUUAUAAUCAUUAGAAAAAUCUACAUAAAAUUUUCUUUUUACCUGUUGCUGCUAUACUUAUCAAGAAUUGUAAGAAAAGAAUCUACUUUAUCAUUAAGAAUGCCAAAAAUUUAAGCUUGAUUAUGACCCUCAAGAUGAUUUUUUUAACAAACCGCUUUUCAAAUCAAAAAAGACAGGUAGAUUGAUAGAUAAAUCAGAUUUUGAAAUUGAAAAAAUUUCUUCUUCACUUUUUGUCAGAAAAGUAGAAACUUUUAAUGUUCUUAAAACACUGAGAGACCCAAACUAAAAAUGUAUUAGUGUUAUAGGUAAAAAAAGAGUUGGCAAGAGCUUAUUCGUCACAAAAUUAAUUGAAUACUCUAAAUUGAGAGGUCUUUACCCUGAUUUUGUAUAAGAAAUUGAUAUGAAAGACAUCUACUAUUGUGAAUAAAUAUGGCCAUAUUUUAAAAAAAAUUCAAAGAAAGAAAUGCUAGAUCAUGUCUAAAGUUUAGAUGGUCUUAUUUAUUUCAAAGAUUGUGAUAAGAUUUUCGAGAAAGAUGAGAAUAACUUCAAGUAGCUACUAUAAGAUUUAUCACGCUAUACAAAAUAGUUGAAAAUAAUUCUUACGGUACAAAAAGAGUACCAUUCUCCGUUUUUUACAUUUUAUUUAAAAGACUAUUUGGCAUAUGAUACCAGAGUUUACUUAAAUUAUUUACUACUUUAAGAAAAUGUUACAAUUAAUAAAAGAAAGCAAUAUAUCAAUGAUUUUUUAAAUAAUCCUAAGAUACAAAGAACUACUUUUAAUAUUUAAUAUUUUGCCAAAUACAAAUACUUUAGUGGUAUAGAGACCAUAGAAGACAAUUAAAAGUAGAUUCUUGAUGAAAUAUAAUAAGAUCCAUAGCUAUUUAAAUUAUGCUGUAUUCUCAGCUUUUUUAAAUAUGGAUUGAAUGAAUAGGAUUUCAAUAUUUUAGCUUUAAGCAAUUUAAUUCCAAAAGACUGGCUUGAAUAAAUUCAAAAAAUAAUACUGAAAGUAGAUAAUCGUUAAACUAACUAUGUUGCUCAUAAAUUUUAAGAUUUAUAUGAUAUUGUGAGAGGAAAGACAAUAGGAAUAUCUAGAGGAAGAUUAAAAUUUUUUAACAUAAAUAUGAGAGAACUGUUUGUUGAACAAGGAAGCAAGCAUUUUGAGUCUAUUCUUAUUUCUUUAUAUUUAUUUUCAAGUGUUUUAACUAAGAGAGAAAGGAAAACAGACUGGAAGUUAUUAAAAUUAAUAGAUUUUUCUAUUUUUUCUUUGAAUGUCGAAGUUUUUAAGGACAUUAUUCCUAAAAUAAAAAAUCCAGUCAUUGAGGCAGAGGAUAGGUUAGAAUAAGAAAGUCAAGAUAGAGGAUAAAAAAUUAGCUGGAUAAAUGAAACAUCUUAAUACAUAUUUUCUUUGCUUGAUAAACACGACUUAAUCAAUGAUUCUAUGAGGAGUGAGGAAAUAGAAGCUAUUGUUUAAGUAGUUUUGGCUUUAUUUUUCUAAUUAGUGUCUUUAAUGAAGUUAAAUAUAACUAAAAAUUUUUUAAUUAAGCCUAUUUGUUAUUGGGGUUAGCGCUUCUUUUAAAAAUAUCUCUAGUUGGUACCUGAAAAAAAACUCACAAAAGAAAAUUAAAUUAAAAAAGCAGAAAUAUAUCUAGAUUUGUUAUUACUAGACAUAGGUAUUAAUGAAAAGAACGGGCAUGAAUUAAUUAAACAACAUUUCGAAAAUAUAAAUUUUAUUCUAAAAAAGCUAGAAGGAAUGGAUUUUUAGCAAGUGAUAGAAUCAUAGCUCUAUUAAUGCAAGGCUUAUUUGCUCAUCCUUAAAGACUAAUUUGAAUACUUAAAUAAUGGAAAAUUAGACUUAGUUGAGCAUUAAAAAGACAGAGAGUAAAUUUUAGAAAAUUUAAUAAAAUCUGACUAGUGUUUGUCAAAUGAUGGGUAUUCUGAAAAUUUUGUUUAUAAGGAGUUAAACGCAGUAAUAAAGCACAAAAAUACAAUUUUCUUAUAAGAAUAAAAGAUUCUUUUUGAACCUCAUACUCUCACUUCUGAAGACAAAGCAGCAGUGCACACCAUAUAGUAAAAGUAUAUCAAAAAUAAAUUCUAUAAAAAUAUCUGCAUUAUUUAUGAAACAAUGAUGAAUCACAUCUAAUUUCAGAUCUACAGUAAUUAAAUUUAAAACGGCAUAACAGAAGCAUUCAACAAUCUCAACAGCCAUAUUGAAUAAAAAUUUCCAUAGUUUAAAGAUCGAGAGAAUUUCUAUGGAACUGUCAGGUUAUAAAUAUACAAGUCAAUUAUUCAGAGGUACAGAGAAGAAUGCAAUAAAGGUUUAAUAUACAUAAUGCAUAGCUAGCCAUUGAUAGAUUUCAUAGCAGAACAAAAUGAUAGUUUGGGUAAUAGCUUUGGUACUUAGAAAAGUUAAAAGUAGCAAUUUAAAUAUCUUGAUUAACCUUAUUAUAGCAUAUGGAAUUAUAAUGAAAUUCUUCGCUCAUAAGUAUUCUAAAAAUGCAAAAAAUAAAUAAAAUACAGCUUUUUAAGUUUUAAUAGAAGGAAUUACAAUCUGGCAACAAAUUCUGGAUGUUAAAUAAUGUCAAUUAAUUCAAACUUUAAUGAAGACUCAUCUCUAAAGACAUUAUAAUUUGAAGGAUGUUAGCUACUAGAAGUUGAUUAAUAUGAUAAUGAGUAAGAGAAAAUAUUAGAAAAAAUUUAAUAGCUUUAAAAUGUUAGAAUACUUAUUUUAUGUGUAAACAAUGGAUAAGCUCUUAAAAAUAUAAUUUAAGAAAAUAUUUUAGAACGCUAAUAAUAACAAUAAAGAGUAAUUAUUUAUUUCCCAUUCAAGGAAACUUGCAAAUCUUUCGAUAAAGUGCUAAUUUGUUAAAAAUUCUAGCUUGAAUUUUUUAAGCAAUAUCUAAAUCAAAAUAACAAAACGAUUAAAGAAUCUUUUGAUGUAGCUAAAGAAUAGACUAAAAACUUUAUCCUUAAAAAAUUUGAUCUUAAAAAAGUUUAAAACAUAAAUUUUGAUAAAGUUUUUGGCGAUGUUCCAUCAAUUUAUUCUAGUUCUGAUAGUUUUUUAGAAUAACCAUUUGUAAUUGAUGAGAUAGAAAAACCUUAAGAAAUAACUCCAUUGAUAAAACAAAGUAAUAUCUUAGAGUAAAUAAACAUGGAUAAAGUCAUAUUGAAAAGUAGAGAUAUCUAUUAUUUAAAGCACUUUUUUAAUGAGUCAGAGAUUAGACUCGUGAACUUGUAUAAUUAGAAUAAUACAACUAAAACAGGAAAGACAACUCUUGCUUUAUCUUUUGCAAUGACUAUGCUAGAAAGAAAUCUACACUUCACAGGAGGAGUACACUUUAUUUAAAAUAGACACAGCAGUCUAGGAUCCAUUUCAUCUUAGAAAGGUGUUGCAUUUAAUUUGAAACAAACUCACUCUGCAGGUGUUGGAGGAUAAAGUUUUAAUGAUAGUCAAAUGAAUUAAUCUAUUCAAUCUCAUUCUUCUAACUGCACAACAACUUUUAAUAGCUGCCAUAUUUAAGGUGGAAGCAUCUCCUCGCUUAAGUAAACUCUAGAAAGUUUAAAUAGUAGUUUGUUCAAGAUAAAAAGCUCAAAUUUUCAUAACAUUAAUAGUAGCUAAAGCUCUUACGGGCAAUUUAAUUAGUAUAACUACCAUGCCCAUGCAGAUCCCAUUUUAAUUAUUUUAUCUGGAUUCGAUUGCUUUUCUCCGAAGCAAUUUGAAUUUCUAUUUGAAAGAAAUUAUCUUCCAAAUUAUAAGUUUUUAAACAUUUCAAACCGUAAAUUUUCACUUCCUUAAUAAAUAUAUUCAAAGAUGUUCAAAAACCACGAAGUUAUGUCAUAUAAAAAUAUCUUAAAUAGACUAGUAUAAAUAAAAAUUGAGGAAGAAGAGGAAGAAAUUACUAGCACUUAGAAAAAGGUUGAUAGCCACCAUCAUAAUCAUCAUAACCAUUAGUCAAACAAAAGUAAAUCAAAAUAGAGUAAAUAUUAAAAAAAUUAACCGCAAAAGCAUAGUACUAAUAACAAUAGUCAUCACCACCAAAUUAUGACCUCUUAAGCAUUAAGCCUUCUAGACCCUUGCCCUAAAAGUGUAGGCUAAAGCCAAAUAUAGCAAUAAGUUUCUUACAUAAUACCUAAAACAACACCAUUUUUAGUUUCAUAAAAAUCCUAGAAUAAAAAUUCGUCAAAGUCAUUUAGUAGCGAUAACACAAAUUCUAAUUACCAAUCUUAAUCUUUAAAUUUGCAUGAUAUUUAAAUUAAUACUGUAAACUCUUGUGAUGCAUUCAUGCUUAAAGGUACAGUUUCUGAAAUAUAGAAGGAAAAUAAGGAAAAUGAUGAAUUUUUUGAUGAUAUAGAUAAUGAAAUUUUUAAGUCAGACAACAGAUCAAUAUCAAAUUCAAUUUAAUUGACACCUUUUUCAUAACAAAGUACCAAAAAAUCAUAAACAAAUUUACCUAUCAUUGGAAAUAAAUAGAUUGGAGAUAUUGUAAACAAUGGAAAUUUGUAUGAACCACUAGAUUCUAACUUCGAAGAGUCUGAUAAUUUGAAAACAGAAUUAUUUAAAGAAUAAAAUGAGACCUUUAGUGAAAUUUGCGAAAGUAAUAAUGAUUAUAAUAAAUAUAAUAAAAAAAAUAAAGAUUUCUAUCAUUCAAGUGAAAACCUAAACACAAGCAAAACAGAAAACUAAAUCAGAAAACCUAAAUACUCUUCUUCCUAGGAAUAAUAAAAUAUAAAACUUUGCACUAGUUCAUACGAUGACAACAAUUAAUAUGAGGAAAAUGGAGAAACAUUUUAAGAUGAUUCAGAAAAAGAAGAGUUGGAAAAUGAUAGAACUUUUGACUGA
This is a messenger RNA of Tetrahymena thermophila SB210, 6120 nucleotides long. RefSeq names its product CHAT domain protein. NCBI's taxonomy places the organism in Eukaryota, Ciliophora, Oligohymenophorea, Hymenostomatida, Tetrahymenidae. The record is from RefSeq and is a predicted model, not a curated record. The transcript has 6 exons.